This is a messenger RNA of Cladophialophora yegresii CBS 114405, 699 nucleotides long. RefSeq lists its product as uncharacterized. The record is from RefSeq and is a predicted model, not a curated record. The transcript has 5 exons. Lineage: Eukaryota; Fungi; Ascomycota; Eurotiomycetes; Chaetothyriales; Herpotrichiellaceae. The coding region runs from base 1 to 699 and encodes 232 amino acids.
AUGGAUGGUACAGAGUGCCAGGAUUCACCAAAUCAAGAUACGAUGCUAUCCGAGCCGGUUGUCCCACCUCUCGAUGGUUAUCCAGAUGUACACGAUUUUGAUGAAUUGAUGAAACGCUAUGUCCAGGACUUAUCGCCCAAGAAACAGGACAAAGCUUUGAUCCAUGCCCGCAGAGCCGCCAACAUCAAGCAUGUUCUCAUUGACAAGAAGACGACCUCAAUAGAAUCAGCACAGUUCAGAUUUUGGGUUAAGAAGAUGUUCACCCUCGAGCCGAAGGAGGGCAAAAUACCGGACCAUCUCAAGAAAAUUUGCCAUGAAGGCAAGCCAGUCGCGGUACGAGAAAAACUGUUCAAGAUUCUGACCAAAGCACACAAACAAUGCCAGCAUGGUGGCCGGGACAAAACCUCUGCACAGGGUGCCGAAAGAACUCAUCUCGCGCUUCGUCAAGCUUUGUCCCACCUGCCAGGUGAGACGAGGGACCAGCCGCAACUCGCCGCCAGAGUCAGUCAAAAGCCCAAAAGCAAACAUAGAGAUCCAGUCUCCGGAGACGUACUCGUCUGCCGGUUCACGAAAGAACUUGAGGGUCGGCGGGAUCACAGCGACUACUGCCAGUUUGCCUUUGCAGACGGCCGGUUUCAAGACCACCCCAACUUUUCAACAACAGAACCGCUGGAUGACACCAAUACAGCCACAGGGUGA